AGAAGGAGAGCGAUAUGGAUGGGCUGGGACUAUGCCCUUACGAUCCACGGCACAACAGCACUGCGGUAUUCGUCGAGGGGCAGCUGUACGCCGCGACAGUGGCCGAUUUCUCUGGUGGCGAGCCGCUGAUUCACAGGGAGAAGAUCCGCACGGAGCGCUCGGAUCUGAACCAGCUGAACGGACCGAACUUCGUCAGCUCGUUUGCAUACGAAGAUUACGUUUUCUUCUUUUACCGUGAAACCGCUGUCGAGUACAUGAAUUGUGGCAAGGCGGUGUACUCGCGGGUCGGUAGAGUGUGCCAGCACGACAAGGGCGGACCUCAUGCGUUCAGCGACAGAUGGACGAGCUUCCUGAAAGCGAGGCUCAACUGUUCCGUGCCCGGCGAAUACCCUUUCUAUUUCAAUGAAAUACAGUCAACAAGCGAUAUCACGGAAGGUGUUUACGCCGGCGAUCGUGCCCGGUUGGUUUAUGGGGUGUUUACCACCCCCGUGAACUCGAUCGGCGGCUCGGCCGUCUGCGCGUUCUCCAUGAAGAACGUCCUCGAAGUCUUCCAGGGUGCGUUCAAGGAGCAGGAGACCAUAAACAGCAACUGGCUGCGAGUACUCCCGGAGAAAGUGCCCGAGCCUAGACCCGGGUCGUGCGUCAACGACUCCAGGACGCUUCCAGACGUGACCGUGAAUUUCGUGAAAGCGCACCCCCUCAUGGACGACGCAGUCCAGUCCUUCUUCUCAUUACCUGUGAUAACCAAAGUCAGCUUCAAUUACAGAUUUACCAAAGUCGCCGUGGAUCCUCAAGUGAAGGCGUUGGAUGGCAAGGCCUACGACAUCCUGUACGUCGGGACAGACGACGGCCGAGUUCUCAAAGCGCUCAACACUCGCGCGCCGGAUUCUCUGAGCAACGUUAGCCAGGUCAUCGUCAGCGACGUUCAAGUGCUGAAGUAUGUGGAGGCUUCAAAGGAUCUGUUGGUGGUCCACCUGGCCGGCGAGGCGAGCAAGUUGGUCGUGUUUGCUGACUCCGAAAUUCGCGCUGUUCCACUGCAUCAUUGCGACGCGCCAGGGGCGGCCAGCUGCGCGUCUUGCGUGGCCCUUCAGGACCCGCACUGUGCAUGGGACGCCACGAAGAAUCUGUGUGUGGCCGUGUCGACCAAGCUGCACGAUAGCGACGCGGACAAAACCCUGUUCCAGGACAUUAUGAACGGGAAACACAAGGGCUGCGGCUUCGAGCAAGAGAUGGCGAAGCCCGUGCAACCAGCGGUACUGCCCGAAAACGGGCGAGGCGAGCAGCCCGAUGAACGGGACAAUGAAAUCGUCAUCGAGCUGGAUCGAGAAAAUCAGUACGGUCGUACGCAGCCACGAGCUAACGAGCCUCAAGACGUGAUCGCGACACCGGUGGUGUACUCCGCCCAGACUCUGACCGGUGCCCUGAUAGGGACCUGCUUCUUCUCUCUGGUAGCCGGCUUCGCUUCCGGUUUCUGGUUCUCCCAGAGGCUACGCGGUGCCCCGUACCCGGAACCGUCAGAGCAACGACAGCAGCUGAACCGACUGACGGAAAGCUCCGAGUCGCCUGGCUUCAACAACAAAUCCAUCAACCUGGUGCUAAAUGUGCCGCCUAAGAACCCUAAUGGCAAGAACGCCAACUCGUCGGCGGAGAACAAGCCGGUGCAGAAGGUGAAGAAGACGUAUAUAUGAUAUAGAAGACGAAA
Molecule: messenger RNA, 1702 nt
Organism: Eufriesea mexicana
Lineage: Eukaryota; Metazoa; Arthropoda; Insecta; Hymenoptera; Apidae
Product: semaphorin-1A
Exons: 10
Coding region: 15-1688 (557 amino acids)
Biological process (GO): negative chemotaxis; semaphorin-plexin signaling pathway; positive regulation of cell migration
Cellular component (GO): plasma membrane
Molecular function (GO): semaphorin receptor binding; chemorepellent activity
Source: RefSeq, a predicted model, not a curated record